AUGUCCCCAUCUCUCCCUCUUUUCCUUGGGUUCGAUCUCUCGACGCAGCAGCUCAAGGCUAUCAUCAUAUCCGAGGAUUCGUCCAUCGUCCACGAGUCUGCAGUCCAUUUCGAUCGCGAUCUCCCAGCGUACGGGACCACCAAUGGCGCUAUACAGGGCCCUGGAGAAGGAGAGGUAACUUCCCCGGUCCGCAUGUGGUUGGAGGCUAUCGAUUUGGUCUUGGCACGCGUCAAGGAGGCUGGCGUGGAUAUGGGUGCUAUUGCGGGUGUCUCUGGUGCGGGUCAGCAACAUAGCUCGGUUUACUGGUCAGACGAUGGCGAAAAUGCUCUUGCGAAUAUGAUUCCCUGCCGCUCGCUAUCUGACAACCUCUCUCCUCACGCCUUCUCCCUGCCCAAUGCACCCAUCUGGCAAGACUCGUCGACGACGCGUGACUGCCGUGAUCUGGAAAGGUCUGUUGGCGGUGCACAAGCCCUAGCAGACAUCACGGGUAGCAGAGCUUACGAGCGGUUCACAGGUCCGCAGAUAGCGAGGAUACGACGCUUGCGUCCAGAAGCAUACAAAUGCUCGGCUCGCAUAUCUCUAGUCUCUUCCUUUUUGCCCUCCUUGUUUCUGGGGAGGAUUGCGCCAAUCGAAAUUUCCGAUGCCAGUGGGAUGAAUCUCAUGAACGUGUUGACCUGCAAGUGGGAAGAUGCGUUGUUGGAUGCUUGCGGAGGAUCGGAACUGCGUGCCAAGUUGGGUCCUGAGCCCGUCCCAGGUGGUACUGUCCUUGGAACAGUCUCUGACUGGUGGGUACGGAAAUGGGGUUUUAACCCAGACUGUAUCGUUGCGCCGUUUACGGGCGACAACCCUUCGACGGUGGUCGCGUUAUCUGCGCCCGGUGAUGCCCUUCUUUCAUUGGGAACAUCUACGACGUUACUUCUCUCUAUUCCACCUGCUGACACUCCGCCAAAACGGUUUACGACAUCUCACCUCCUCUCCCAUCCGACGACUAUCGACGCCCAAAUUGCCAUGCUCUGCUACAAGAACGGUGCUCUGGCAAGAGAGCAAGUACGCGAUCGUCACGCUGAGCACGAUUGGGGCAAAUUCAACGAACUCGUAGAGGGAACGGCUGCCGGAAACCACGGGUGCAUGUCAUUUUACUUUCCUCUGCCGGAGAUCAUCCCGCCUGGCGUACAUGGUGAAUUCCACUUCUCGACUGCGGACGCCAUUGGUGAACCGGUUGCGGCGGGUGAUGUUCCUUCCGACACUCAUCCACGUGCCAUUCUGGAAUCCCAAUUCCUCUCCAUCAAGUCCCGAGUGGCUGCAAUCCUACCGCCCAACGCACCUCCUCUGCAGCGGUUGAUCGUGACGGGCGGCUCGUCCGCCAACCAGACAAUCCGCCAGCUGGCUGCGGACCUUUUUGGCAUGCGGGUGUAUGUUGCCGAGUCGAAGGAGGCUGCUGGGACGGGUGGUGCUGUGUUGGCCAAGUUUGCGUGGUGGAGGGCUAACAACGGCGGUGAAGGUACGUUUGAGGAAAUGAGCUAUGGAGAAGUGGAGAGGAUGAGGCUCGUUGCUGAGCCCAAGGACGAGGUGACGAAGAUCUACGACGGGCUGAUUGAGGCGUACCGUGCAUGCGAACACCGUGUGGUGGAACUUUGCGGAAAAUCGGAGGUUUAGAACUGUUCUGAGAGAUUUGAAGGCUGUAUCUUUUUUGUUUUCAUUUAAAAAACUUUCACAUCAGGUAUAUAGUGCUGAGGGUAGCUCUGUAUUCGUUUAGACUAGAGGUAUCAUUUGUUUUUUUAAGGCGAUCUCAAUUCAAUGGUAUAGACUGUGUAUAACU
Molecule: messenger RNA, 1819 nt
Organism: Serpula lacrymans var. lacrymans S7.9
Lineage: Eukaryota; Fungi; Basidiomycota; Agaricomycetes; Boletales; Serpulaceae
Exons: 4
Coding region: 1-1656 (551 amino acids)
Biological process (GO): D-xylose metabolic process; xylulose metabolic process
Cellular component (GO): cytosol
Molecular function (GO): D-xylulokinase activity
Source: RefSeq, a predicted model, not a curated record